AUUUAAUUGUGGAGAUUUGCAGAGCUAAGUGAAAUAAUGGGAAGACAACCUUGCUGUGAUAAGCUGAGCGUCAAGAAAGGGCCAUGGACGGCCGAGGAAGACAAGAAACUCAUCAACUUCAUCCUCACCAAUGGCCAGUGCUGCUGGCGUGCUGUCCCUAAGCUCGCCGGUCUCCUCCGCUGCGGCAAAAGCUGCCGCCUUCGCUGGACCAAUUACCUCCGCCCUGACCUCAAAAGAGGCCUCCUUACUGAAGCUGAAGAACAAUUGGUCAUAGACCUCCAUGCCCGUCUUGGAAAUAGGUGGUCAAAGAUUGCUGCGAGAUUGCCGGGAAGAACUGAUAAUGAGAUUAAGAAUCACUGGAACACCCAUAUCAAGAAAAAGCUUACAAAGAUGGGAAUAGAUCCAGUAACCCAUGAACCCAUCAAUAAAUCAUCCAUUACUACUAAGACUACUAGCUCAAAGAAGACAAUUUCUGCAGUGGAUCAUCAACCAGAGCCUGAAAACCUUCGACCACCGGUGCCGGAGAAAACUGAAGAGAGCCAAGCAAUCUCCGAGGAGAAUUCUAGCUUAUCACCACCAGAAAAUUGUUCGGGAGCUGAAUCUGGAUCUUCUGAUAAUAAUAGGGAGGAUGACCCAUUAAUGAACUUCUUAUGGGAGAAUGAUAUAUCAUUUCUCGACGCAUUAUCGUGGGAUUUUCCGGCGACGGAGUCUACCGGAUACUCCAUAAACAAUGAAUACUCCAUUAACAAUGAAGCUAUGUCUUCAUGGGAGGAGAAUUGUGCAUGGUUGUUGGACUGUCAAGACUUCGGGGUUGAGGAGUUUGGUUUUGGUUGUUUCAACGACGUAGACAUGGGCAUGACCAUUAACUCGUUGGACAUGGGAGAUAAGCUCUAACAUGCACCUACUGGAGUGACAAUUCGUAUCAUCACCAACAACCAAAAGGGUUAUAUAUUAAGCAAUUUUGUGUAGUUUUUUAGACUUUAUAGACUUGAUUUUUAUUAUUUAUUGAGAGGCUUUAAAACUGCAAGAGCCAUGGGUUGGAGCCUCGUGUGAUAAUAGGUCCCUCACCCACCUAAACCAAAAGAAAAGAAAAGGACACAACAUCAAAAGUGGGUAAAAAGGAGCUCACUUUUGAAGUAUGCUGUGUGCUUUCAUGACACUUUAAUUAGGGAUUAUAGUAGUAUAAUAUAGAAAUGUUUCAGAUUGGGUUUUGUGAAUAUGAAACUGUUGUGUAUAUUAUUUGUAAGUUCAUGAGAAAAAAAAAAAAAAGAACAAUAAAGUACAUUAAGAAAGAUUUUAUUUUC
Molecule: messenger RNA, 1304 nt
Organism: Macadamia integrifolia
Lineage: Eukaryota; Viridiplantae; Streptophyta; Magnoliopsida; Proteales; Proteaceae
Product: MYB-like transcription factor ODO1
Exons: 2
Coding region: 37-894 (285 amino acids)
Source: RefSeq, a predicted model, not a curated record